AUGGCUUCUAUAUCAGUAUUGAGUCCGGAACGACGUAUUGAGUUGAAUCCGUUUGACACGGACGCUUGGAAUAUCUUGAUUCGUGAGACACAGGUGAGUAAAGUAUUUGUAAUAUAAUAGUAGAGUAGCAUUUUAAAGUUGUUUUACAUAGUCUGACUAUGUAUUUUCAGGCUCGUGCUAUUGAUCAAGCUCGAAUAUUUUACGAAAAACUUGUUUUACAAUUUCCGAAUUGUGGAAAAUAUUGGAAGAUCUAUAUUGAGCAUGAACUUCGAUCCAAGAACUUUGAGAAUGUUGAAGGAGUACGUUUGAAUAUUUGUUAUUAGUUUUUGUGUGCUUUUAAGGUAAUUUUUUGUUUAAUUAUGAUUAUUUUCAGUUAUUUAAACGAUCUCUUGUAAACGUACUGAAUAUUGAUCUCUGGAAGUGCUACUUGUUCUACCUGAAGGAGACAAAAGGUCAUCUACCUGAAUUUCGGUAAGUUUAAGCCUAUUUAGAAACUUAUAGUAUAUUACUUUGAAUUUGCAAAAGAUUUUUAACUUUGGUAAAGCUUGGGGCUGCUUGAUAUUAAUCCCUAAAAAUUUUAUGUUUUGGCGUUACUUACGGUGAAUAUUUCAGAGAGAACAUGGCGAAGGCGUACGAUUUUGCACUUGAUAAUGUUGGGUUAGAUGUUAAUUCAUAUUCAAUUUACAAUGAUUAUAUUACGUUUUUAAAGACAGUGUAAGUUCUACUUUUUCUUUUUUCUUAGUUUAGGUAUAUUUUAUGCAAAGCGGAGAAGUAUAUUUAAUGGUUUUGUUAAUAUAUUUAACUAAGAUUUGCAUUUCAGGCCAGCUGUUGGACAAUACGCGGAGAAUCAAAGAAUAUCAGCGAUUAGAAAGGUGUUUCAACGUGGUGUUGUCACUCCAAUGUUACACAUCGACAGUUUAUGGAACGAAUAUUGUACAUACGAAAGGGUAUGUUUUCAAAUGGGUUACUUUUAUUGAAAAAUUUGAUUUACAAUUAAAAACCUUAAUAUUUUUUGUAAAUCCAACCUUUUUUGACAAAAUUUAUUAAGUUUAGGGCAUAAACGCAACAUUGGCUGAGAAGCUGAUUACCGACAAGAAUAAAGAUCACCAAAAUGCACGAAGAGUAACAAGAUUGAUGGAACAAUACACUAGAGGUCUGAAUAGGAAUGCCGUUAGUGUACCACCUAGAGGUACUGGGGCAGAGUUGAAGCAAGUAGAAUUGUGGAGGAAAUAUAUUCACUGGGAGAAGAGCAAUCCAUUAAACUUGGAAGAAUACUCUAAUUACUCAAGAAGAGGUUGGUUCUUUUCUUUUUUUGCUGAGUUUUUUAAAUUUAGAAACACAUUUAUUUUUUACCUAAAUUUUAAUUUUUUUUGUUGUUGCAUACUAAAUCAUAUUUCAUUGUGUUUGACACCAUAAAAUAUUAAAACAAACUGAUAAGUGAAAUAUUUUAGUGAUUUACGCGUACGAUCAAGCAUUGUUAGCGUUGGGAUACCUUCCUGAUAUUUGGUAUGAGUCGGCUCACUUUCAACAACAAGCUGCCAAGCACUUGAAGGACAAAGCUGAUGUGACUAAUGCCAAUAGUAUCUUGACUGGUGUUGUUCAACUUUAUGAGAAAGCGAUUGGAGGGUUAAUGAAGGACAGUCAGCUUCUCUACUUCUCUUUUGCUGACUUUGAGGAAGAAAGAAACAGCUUCGAGGAGGCGAAGAAGAUCUACCAUAGGUUGUUGGACAGGAGGGAGGUCAAUCCUACUUUGGUAAGGAUUUUGUUGUUUUGUGUUAUAAAACUGUAUCUAAAGUUUACAUUCUACUAUGGCAUAUUAACUUUUACAGUUAUUUGUUUAAUUUAUAGUAUUUUUGAUUGAAGACUUGACUUUUUAGGCCUACAUUCAGCUUAUGAAGUUUACCAGAAGAACGGAAGGUGUAAAGCAAGCUCGCGUCAUAUUCAAACAAGCUAGAGAAGAUCCCAAGUCAUCUUAUCACGUGUUUGUGGCUGCGGCACUAAUGGAAUAUUAUUGUAGUAAAGAUACCGCUGUAGCCAUGAGGAUCUUUGAUCUUGGGCUGAAGAAGUUUGGCGACGAUCCCCUUUAUUGUUUAGCUUACACAGACUUCUUGUCGCAUUUGAAUGGUUGGUUUUUGUAAUUUUUUUGUUUACAAUAUUUUUUUGUUAGAAUUAAAGAUAGUUAAGGUUUAUAUGUGAAUGUCUAUUUUAAAUAAUUCUAGAGGACAAUAACACUAGAGUCGUGUUUGAGAGGAUAUUAAGCAAGACUGACGGCAAAUUGGCUUCAGAGAAUUCGAUGUAAGUUUUAACUUGUUUAUAUGAUAAAAAUGUGACUUUUAUCAUGUGUAACGACACUUCUAUUGUUACUUUGUUUUUCAGUGAAAUAUGGGAUCAGUAUUUGGAUUUUGAGUCUCAAGUUGGAGAUUUGGCUAGUGUGUUGAAGGUGGACACGAGGAGACGUGAAGCCAUGAAGGAUCAGUACGAAGACAAACAGGCAAUACUAUUGGUAGACCGAUACAAAUUUCUAAAUCUCACACCGUGCACAUCAGAUCAGCUUAAGUUUAUGGGUUAUAGUGUAAGUAAAGAGGUUUUUAUGUAUUAAUGAGCCUACUUAUAAAUUUAGGUAACAAAAUUAUUUUAUACCACGUAAAAUUUUGAAAUAAAUUUAGAAAGGAUCGAAACAAUCGCUAACCUUCCAAAAUGGCCUGCCUGGAGGAUCAACGUCUCAACCGUCAACUUCGAAUUCAAAAGUACUUGAGAUAGGGGGAUUCCCGAUGCCAGACACGGAACAGAUGUUACCUUUUAAGCCUAUAGCACCAGGGGCAGUAUCUUCACAUCCAGUUCAAGGAGGAACAUUCCCAGCACCACCAGCAGCCGCGAUGCUACUUCAGAUGCUCCCUCCACCUUGGUGUUUCGAAGGGCCGUUUGUUAACCUUGACUUCUUAAUGGAUUCAUUGGCUAAGUUCAACAAAGAAUGUAAGUUUAAUUGUUAUUAAUUCUGUAUUUAUAUCAAAGUUGGAGUAAGUUGAGCUUCUUUUGUUACUUCAAGUGUUAUUUUUAACUAAUUUUAAGAUAAAAUUUAAAAGCGCUGGUAAAUGAGCGACUCACACAAAACUAGAUAAUAAAAACUUUUAGUGCCAAAAAGUGAUAUGAAGGAUCCUCCACUUGACCCUAACGCGACUUUUGGAGGUGUUAAGGCCGCUGAUAUUAGAAAAGAGUUCUACCAAACACUUUCAACAACAACAGAUCCCGCUGUCGUAGGUUUUCUAACCUUAUUUCAUAGACAUAGCUCAUAGAAUUAUCUUUUAUCUGUAAAGUUAGUCUUCUCACUUACUUUUGUUAACAUUAUUUACUAUGGUAUUUAUAAUCUUCUUAUUUUAGGUACUAGCCCACCCAGAGUACGCACAGAAGAAGAAGAGAGCAUGGGGUGAGGAAGACGAUGACUUUAAUGGCAGUGGCGACAUCUUCAAGAAACGAAUGAACAUGAAAACCGAAGUCUAA
This is a messenger RNA of Bursaphelenchus okinawaensis, 3498 nucleotides long. NCBI's taxonomy places the organism in Eukaryota, Metazoa, Nematoda, Chromadorea, Rhabditida, Aphelenchoididae. The record is from the annotation of a GenBank genome assembly.